AUGUAUCGAGCUCUACUGAUAGUAGGAAUUCUAUUGGUAACAGCUGAAUCAAUAUCUCGACAUCAUCACAGACGAAGAUCUCUUCCGGAUGAUCAAUCCUCGGAAAUGAUGACUAAAGUGAUUUCACCGAGUUGUGAACUACUUUGUGAGGCCCAAUGGAAAAGCGAUUUCCAGAUUUAUUACGAUAAAAUGUACGACUCGGGUUACUACGAUAUUCCAUUGGAUCCAGCAGUGAUCUCUUCAAAAAGCGACUUGGUCACUUUUUGUCGGCUCACCGAACAAAAGUAUAAUUGUUUGAAGACACAAUGCAAGAUCACGGAUUUCCCAUGGACACCAGAGAGACACAUUUGCAAGUUGCACGCUGAUAAUUUCAAAGCCAGCAUCACGUGUUUCAAAAAAACAAAAGAUAUUGUGCACGAUGAUUGUUCGAGCCUUUGCGAUCGAUUGACACCGAGAAUCUCACCGGCUGAGAAGAGAUUUAUCGAGAAUCGGAAACUCCCCAGACAAGCAGUGAAAGAGUUCGAGCGGCAAAACUCAGCGUGUCUCUUUGUCGCUUGUCAUCGAUUAUGUCAUGAGAAAGUGAUCGAGCACAAGUGUUAUCCAUCCGAGAGAGCAAAAGCGCUUGAAACAGUCGCCGAAUAUUAUGAUGAGUAUAUGAGAAAGGAAUUCGAAAUCUUUGCUUUACCCGAUCACAAUCUUUUAUUCUCUUCAUUGUGCAGAAGGAUUACUCCAGAUGAAGAUGAAGAAGAAUUCGUGACUGGCAAUGCCUCGUACAACAACCGGACAAUGAAUCGAUUGAUUAAUGGAGUCAAAAUCGUCAUCCAAACAAUCGAGAACAAGGAACAAGAUGAGGAA
Mesorhabditis belari is the source of this 855-nucleotide messenger RNA. Lineage: Eukaryota; Metazoa; Nematoda; Chromadorea; Rhabditida; Rhabditidae. The record is from the annotation of a GenBank genome assembly.